This is a messenger RNA of Scylla paramamosain (green mud crab), 3696 nucleotides long. RefSeq lists its product as uncharacterized. Gene Ontology annotation, biological process: cell-cell adhesion; cell migration. Lineage: Eukaryota; Metazoa; Arthropoda; Malacostraca; Decapoda; Portunidae. The record is from RefSeq and is a predicted model, not a curated record. Gene Ontology annotation, cellular component: catenin complex; adherens junction. The coding region runs from base 796 to 2616 and encodes 606 amino acids. Gene Ontology annotation, molecular function: actin filament binding; beta-catenin binding. The transcript has 17 exons.
AUUAAAUCCACACUCGAAUGCUACCCUUUGUUUACACCGAGGGAUUCAAAUUCGGGGGAAGGAAAAUUUACGGAAGGAAGGAGACGAAGAUAAUUGACGAGGAGAAGAAGGAAGGAGGAGAAAGAAGAAGAGGAAGUGUGACCUUCCGUGACCUGCCGUGACCUGCCGUGACCUGCUGUGACCUGCCCUGGGGGACACCAUGGCCUCCCCUGUGCAGUGCGCUACCACCAGGGCCGUGUUGGGAGGUGCUAGGACCAAUGGCUGCGCAGAUAAUGAGGCUCCGAGAGUGCCGAGGUGCCCCCAGAGUGCCAUACAGUGCUGCCGCUGCAUCCUGCCUUGCCAGCGCAGUGCCAGGGCCUCGGUGCAGCCUGUGCCCUGCUGUCCACACGCCUGCAGGCCGCCGCGGAGGCCAGGCAGGAUGAGGUGCUGAGGGAGAAGGCAGGGCAGGUCAGGGGUCGCCUUAAAGAGGUCGUCAACGCGCUGGCAGUGUGCUCCCUAGACUUGCAGCAGAGAGAGGGAGAGGGGCUAGAGGAGGCAUGGGGGGGGGUGUUACAGUCCCUGGAGGAGCUGCUGGAGGAGGUGACCUUGGCGCUGGUGGUGUGGGAGGGUGCCAGUGCCAGGGAGGUCACUGCUGCCGCCACACACCUGCGCACUCACCUCACACACCUGCAGGCACUCACACACCUGUCAGCUUUGCCGGAGGUCUUUCAGGCCACCACCACCACCACCACCACCCUGCUACACCACCUGCACCACCACAGACAGCACCAGUGCCACGCCAGCAGGAGAGACGCGAUGUGGCACUGUGGGCACCAACUGGCACUGGCUCUUCAACUGUUGGGUCAUUCCAUAGUCAGUGCUGUGUCUCUGUCAACUGUCAUGGAGGUCAGGGCCUGUGUGUCCCUGCCCUGCGAGAGAUUAGGUCAAUUACUGGAUGACCUGACCUCUCUCCUUGACCCAGCCUCCACCCUGCCUGACCUCCACCAGCCUGACUCAUUCACAAAGCAGGUCGACGCAGUGCUGGAGGUGCUUGACGGACGCGACACAGAGGAGAGAGGGAGUGGGGUGGGCCAGAGAGUGAAAAUAUUGUUGGAAAAUAUUCUAAAACAUUCUCUGACGAUUGCUCAGUGCGGUGGUGGUGGUGGUGGUGGUAGCGGCAGUGGUGGUGGUGGUGGUGGUGGUCAGCCGUCGCCUCUAAUCAUGUCCCUUGCUGAUAAGGUAAUAAAGAAAUUAAAAGAUUUGAUAAACACUGAAACCACCACCACCACCACCUCCACCUCCACCACCACCACCACCACUACCAAGGGUGGAUACAGUAAGGUGGAUGAGCAGGUGGCAAGAGAGAGGCUAGGGGAGAGUGUGGAGCAGUUAGAAGAGGCUGUCAACACCUGUAUGAUAACUCUAAUUGUCCAGACAUUUGCAGCCCCCCUGGCCCCCCUCCACUCUCUUCUGGCUUCCGUCGAACAAGCGGAAGGCAAGUGGAUGCAAACGCAGGUGGAUGAAGCUAUACAAGCAUUUGACUUCCACACUGAUGAGAUUUUCCAAACGGCCGGUCUUGCUAUGGCCUGUACAUCUAACCGAAGAAGCCAGAGGUACAUACAAACAUAUCUAUCAACUCUCGAAUGGCUUGAAGGCGUUUUAAUCCCAGCAAUCCAAACGCACACAAACACACACGUGCGCACACACACACACGCACUCACCAAGCACUGGAGCCGGGUGGUGGAGGGCCUGAAGCAGUGUUUGGAUGACAUGGUAGACCCGGCUGCGUUUGUUUUGGUGACGACAAGGGAGGUGCAGAAGACCUGGGCAGUGAUUAAAGACAGCUUGUACACUCCCAAUAUAAUCUGGCUCCAGGGAAAAGUGCAGAUCAUUCUAAACCUUACUCAAAAUAUUCUCUCUCUUUCUUCUACUUCUUCUACUUCUUCUUCUUCUUCUUCUUCUUGGAUGCCAGAUUAUGUGGAGCAAGAUUUGAAGUGUGCGGUGAGAGAGGUCCGGGGCGCCCUAGGGAGAGUGAGGGCCUCCCCCAGCACCCUCUCCCACCACCGCAGCCUCCUCAAACGCGUCCAGCUCACUCUCACUCUCCUCUCCCGGCUGUCCACCUCUCUCGAGUCAGCGGCCUGCUCGGACACUGCCGUUAGCCGCUGUGGUGGUGGUGGUGGUGAUGGUGGUGGUGGUGGUGGUGGUCUGACAGAGGAGGAGAAGCAUCACUUAGUCACCUCAAACAUUGCCAGCCUGCCCGUGGACUCUCCCAGCACCCCCUCGUCCACUCCCACUCCCCCACCCCCUGCCAGGCUCGGGGAGGGCCGGGGGAGACUGGGCAUCUCUGGCCUUGGCCCCACCACAGACACCCUCCCCUGUGACACGACCUUGGAGAUCUCCCGGUACCUCUCUCGCUCCUCCACAGUUCUCUCCUCCAUGCGCGGGUCACGGCAAAAUUUCUCCCUCAAGGUGAGGGAGAUUAACCUUGAUCUGGAGGGAGCCUUGGAGGGGGUCCGUGCUCCCCUCCCCCAUCACCCCCCACCCCCAAGGACAAAGAAAUGGAAAAGAAGAAGGAAGAGAAGAAGGAAAAAGAAGAGGAGGAGGAGGAGGAGGAGGAGGAGGAGGAAACAGGACUAGAAGAAGUUUCUAAUUUAAUUAAUAGAGAGGGGACACCACCCCCCUCUCUUCCUCCCCACUCUGGAUCCCCCCACCCCUGAAGAGGAGCUAUCUGCAAUUCUAGAGUCUCUCACUUCCCUCAUCGGUGACCUGAGUGCCCUCCCAGCCUCUCCCAAGCCCAGCCUCUCAUCCCUUGCUGCAAAAACCGAAGAUACCCAUGGACUAAAACCUGAGAAGUCGCCCCUGAAAAUCACAGAAAACGGAUGCUGGAACCAGACCCCAGGGGCACUUCAAGGGAAACCCAAUGGCCCUGGCGAACCCUUAGGGCCUUCUAGGGACACAUGCACUACACCUGGAGAACCCUGGGGGAGGAUAAAAGGCGUGGCAGGGGUAGAGAAAACGCCACUUCAAGGGGUAACUCUUCAAAAUGCAUCUUUCUCCCCUCACUUCCCAGAAAUUUAUGAUAAUGAUGUUUUUCCUUCAUUUGAGGAAGAGGAGGGGAGGAGAGGAGGAGGAGGAGGAGCUGAAGGAUUCCUGGAGGAGGUUUGGAAGGACUUCACUGCAAUCCUUCAAGCUAGCAGUCCAAAUUUAGUAGUAAAAAAAGAAAGCGAGGAGGAGGAGGAGGAGGAGAAGGGAAAGAACAGUUUAGUCCCCCAUCAAUUUGGAAAACCACGUGAAUUUGGAGGAAAGGGAGGGAAGGAGAUGGAGGAGGAGGAGGAGAGGAAGGCCAGGAAGAAGGAAGAAGGAGGAGGAGGUAAGAGAAGUGAAGGAAAUAAGGAAAAAAGUAAGAAUUAUGAGAAAGAAAAUGGGUCCUUAAGUUUUACAGAUAAUUUCACUGGCCUUAACUCUUCCUCCUCUUCCUCCUUAAGUGACACACCCUUCUUCCCUCCCUCCUCCUCCUCCUCCUCCUCCUCCUCCUCCUCCUCCUGCAACAUUACAAUCUCUCAACGACUUCAAGACAUACAGACAGUCAGCCAGAGAAUAAAGGUUGUUAUGUCUGGUAAACUGUAGUCUCUCUCUCUCUCUCUCUCUCUCUCUCUCUCUCUCUCUCUCUCUCUCUCUCUCUCUCUCUCUCUCUCUCUCUCUCUCUCUCUCUCUCUC